Messenger RNA from Hypomesus transpacificus, 5686 nucleotides. RefSeq names its product family with sequence similarity 78 member Ab (gene fam78ab). NCBI's taxonomy places the organism in Eukaryota, Metazoa, Chordata, Actinopteri, Osmeriformes, Osmeridae. The coding region runs from base 1308 to 2156 and encodes 282 amino acids. The record is from RefSeq and is a predicted model, not a curated record. The transcript has 2 exons.
CCGUUAAAAUAGACCAGUGCAGAGGGUGAACCUGCAGCGGCCUCGAUGGGACCAGCGCAGAGAAACGACUGUCUUUCCUGGAAUUGAGACUAAAAUAUAUCCUGCAGCCUACUUCUGAAAUCGAAGAGUAUUCGUGUCGGAUUAUAGGCAAUUCGAACGAAUCAAACGAAGUUUUGAUUAUUUCUUACAAGAAAAGGACAAUAUCCAGAUGGAGGAAGCAAAGUUGACCUGGUUACCUUUGGAUGUCACGCUGUUCUUUCUGAACCUCGAUGAACUAAACCUAUGUUCAAAUGAUACUUUUCCAAGACCUUGACAUUCUCUCACAGCAAUACAAGGGAAGGAACCGACGUAAAAGAUAACGGUAUACCAUUCGGACCACGGGAGCAGGCGCGCAAGACAGACCAAGAAACUACCUAAGACACAAUUUCUUCAGAUUUAAAACAUCUAAAAGUAUUGAAGGCCAGUUUUCUUAAAAUUGUAAUGCUUCAAUUCACGCUACAUCGUUUCAUCAUACAUCGGGGGAGUCUAGAACGUCUUUACGUUGACUUAUGACCUGGGCAGUAAUAGGAUAUUCUUCCCAUUAAACGCCACACUGAAUUAUUUAAUUUGUUUCAGCCAGGUUUGGCAAGUUUAUAGCCAAUUAAGGCAAAUUGAACUUGAAUUCUCAAGAAUGUAUUCUAUUUAUAAAUAACUAUACAGUCAAUGAAUUAAAGUCUAAUUGCAUUUAAUGCAAAUAGUUUCUUCCUGCAUAAUUAAGACAUUACUUAAAGCAGGUUCCAGACUGUCUCCCCUAUUCACACAAAAAAAGAUAUUCUUGAAAAAGAAAUGUUAGAUGGCCUACUGCAACCGAGAAACAUCUGAUGUCACGCACAACAGGAAAUGCAAGUUUAACCACACUAAACAUAGAGAAGCACAACUAUAGGUGCUAAGAUCGUCCAAUAUGAUGUUGAAGUGUUACGUUAGCAGUUUUUGUAAAAUAUGUUUACGUCACAAUUGUGUUUUGUCACAAAGUGAAUGCGAGCGUAAGGUGAAUCUCCAGUGGUCUGUUGUCUUUUUGCGCUGCCCAACCCUUAAGACAAGGAACAUGAAGUUGCAUCUUCACUUUUAGGGGAAGUGUUUUGCUUGUCCAUUAAAAGAAGAAAGCAUGCUUCUGUGAAUUUUGCCACAUUAUUGAGUUGCAAGAUGAAUAGCUUUAAACAAUGACAAUAUCUGCAAACAAAUAGCCUACGUAGGACUUUGUCAUUUUCGGUGGCUUUUUUGACAAUUUGAAAUGUGGAUACAAUUGUGGUGAAUUUGCUACUGUUUCCAUGAGUCUUUCUUCUCCAGACCUCUGGACGUUGUUGUGGAUUGUGUUGAUAUUUAAUGCAAUGGGCUGUAUCCACAGCAUUAGGUGUAAGCCAAAGAGUUUCCGUGAAAGUAUCAUAGUUCUGGAGGUGAACUCCUCCAUUGACUCCAACCCUACCAGCAUUGACGAGUCAUCCAGCGUGGUUCUGCGCUAUAGGACACCGCACUUCCGAGCCUCUGCUCGAGUUCUGGUGCCACCUGUAGCCGGGAAAGAGACGUGGACCGUUGGCUGGAUUCAAGCAUGCAAUCAUAUGGAGUUCUACAACAAAUAUGGAACCAAAGGGAUGUCCAGUUGGGAGCUGCCUGACCUGCGCGAUGGCAAGAUUCAGGCCAUCAGUGACUCGGACGGUGUCAACUACCCUUGGUAUGGCAACACCACUGAGACCUGCACCGUGGUGGGUCCUACCAAGAAGGAUACCAGGUUCACCGUCAGCAUGAAUGACAAUUUCUACCCCAGUGUGACAUGGGGCGUGCCAGUGUCGGACAGCAACAUACCCCAGCUCAGCAGCAUUCGCCGUGACCAAAGCUUUACUACCUGGCUUGUGGCCAUCAACCAGGCUACGGCCGAGACGCUGGUGCUGCAGACCAUCCGCUGGAGGAUGCAGCUUCAUAUCGAGGUGGACCCAGACAGGCCCUUGGGCCAGAGGGCCACCCUAAAGGAACCUGUGGCCCAGGAGCAGCCCCAUGUCCUUGUCAAGAAUGAGUCCAUCCCCCCCAACGCCAUGGUCAAGCCUAACGCCAACGACGCUCAGGUGCUAAUGUGGCGGCCAAAGAGCGGUGAUCCCAUUGUGGUGAUCCCGCCAAAGUACUGACUAGAAUGGCAGCUGAAAUGAAUAAGUGAUGGAUAUUGACAGUAUCUAUGGGAAACAUUGAUAAGAUCAGCUUUGCUUUCGUUGUUAGUUUACUUUUAUCUCUCUCAUCCCUCUGCUCUUUGCCUCUAUAUGCCUGCCCGUUACGUUCCCCUCGUCUUUUACUUAAUAAUUGAGAGAAACAAGAAGGGAGAGAAAAAGUUAAACAAGGACAAAAAAGAGGACAUUUGUUGCCUCUAUGUAGAGCUGGAACAUACUUCUAAAAACUUGAGUGAACAAACUGCAACCAUUCUACCUUUGAAACUGGGUCGGGCUUCACUGUGCUAAAUUAAUCAUUGCUAAAACAACAAAUGACAAAAACUCUUGUAUUAAUAUAUUUUGGGAGUCAGAAGUUAGGGGCCGGGGUGGGCUGGAGUGUGUGUGGGUUGAAAAAGAUUGUCCAUGGUUAUGUACAUGUUCCAUACAUGUAUAAAUAUAUGCACUUUGUGUUUUUUUUGCAUUGACCUGUUACAUUUUUAUGUGCUGGUUGGGAUUUAUUCUUGUUUGUGAAUGAGCCGAAAAGGCAUUGAGGAGACACAUGUAGUUGGUACUACUUUUUAAACAUGCAAGACAUUUAAUCCAUGCUGCCUUAAGUUUACAUCAUUUUCCAUGGCAAACUUUUAGCCUUAAACCACGUGCAAUGCAGUAUUUGGUCAUUGUCCCCUUAUCUUCCUAAUAGUUGGUGCUGGUGUGUGUGGGUUUUGGAAUUUUGGCAUUGAACCAGAGGCCAAAGGAACCCAAAUGGUUCAUCCACAUUUUGUAAACCAACCUUCCCUAUCGCAAAUGGUCUUUCAAGAAGAUAACAUUUAGGUUGCAUCAGGUCAAUUCUCAAUACAAUACAUAGAUAAUGCUUGAUCAAAUAUUUUGUGAUAUGAACAUCAACAUUUGUGCUAGAAUAUCCUCUAUACCCCUACUGACUACCUACUUACAUUCAUUGUUAUGGAGAUUGUCCACAAUCUCAAUUUAAGAGAUCACUGCAUGCCCUUUCAUUGGCCCUGUCACUAUAAGUGUCUUUCACACACUUUUUCUUUCCUACCUCCCUCCAUCUUUCCUCUCUGCAACUGUCAGAACAGAGUGUCCAUAAGCAGAUAGGCAAUACUAUUAUCAAUAAGCAAUCAAAACGUGCAGCAGAUAGGAGAAAUAGAAACACAAUGAAGGUGGUGAUUAUAGAGACCUGAUCAGAAAAAAGUCCUUUGAAAAAAUUGGGAGAUAAAUCAUCAGAAUUUUAUUGCACUUGUGUGUGAGAGUAUGUGUGUGUACAUGAGAAGCCACUUUUGACAGGAAUGUGGAAAGAGGUUGGUGCAUAGUGUGAAUAUGAUAGUAUCCACACUUCAGUCAUCUUUACUUUCUCUGUUUCCACAUCUCCCAAUGCCCUUUUGUCCUUUCUCACUUACCGUAUCCGUUCAAUGCUCUCUCAUUCCACCUUCUUUUCAAUUUCCUUUUCCUUGCUUCCAUCAUUCUCUUCUCUAUACUUUCUAACAACCCCCUCUCUUUUCCUUUAUCCUCCAUUUUUUUCAUAGUGCAGGAGGAAGGGCAGAGCAGUAAGCAUGCUUGAUUGGCAUAUAGAUGACCCACUUCUUUAGGUUGGCUCCCUGCAGAAAUGUUGUACUCCCUUCCCCCCAUCCAUUCAUUUGUCAUGGGCUAAAACACACACACACUAAAUACAGCUGUGAUGCAAAACACCUUCAUAACCAAUGCAAUAAUGCCCAGUCGACUUGUUUGUUAAUCCAUGGGCAUAUUUUUUGCCUGAGCUGAAAUCUCUGACACAUGUAGGGGGAGGGGAGAGGGAGUAGAAAUUGUGUGCGUGUGUGUAUGUGUGAAUGGUGAAGAGGGGUUGAAAAUAGCAUCAGGGCCUUUUUAUCUUCUUACAACAUUAUCCUCCUUAUCAGUAGAAGCAUUGGAAGCUAAAUCUGGAAUGUGCAUUUUUUUUUUGUGCAUGGCCAAAGCUACUAUUAUGAAGCAGAUUAGAUUGCUAUGUCAGCUGCAAAACAAUUUGUGAUAUUGUUUGAUAGGGUCUGGAAGCUGCUGCGAUUCACAAUGCUGUGCCUCAAAAUUACUCUUUGCAAAACAAAUAUAGCAAUGUGGUCAACAAGGUUUAGUUAGCUGUAAUAUAUGGUUAUUUCAGAGUCCAUUAGUAAAAUUCCGGGUGGAAGGUGGGGUGAUAUGUGACUGACAAGAGCUUGAUGCUGGUUGCAAAUCAUCACUAAAGCAUGAGUACAUUUCAUAUACCAUAACCUGAUGUCUUGGUCUUGAUGUCACAGUCUGUAGCCAACUGCGUGGCCUGAGGUAAUUGACAAUUUGCUUGGUAGCAUGGUAUUGGCUGAAAAUUUUGACAACAAGGGUGCCAUUUUAUCUUUGGAUCAGAGGCCUUGACAUUCUAAUCAUGUGAGAGCUCCUGACUACAUCCCUCAGCUUGUCCCUGCCAAAACAGAUUAUGUAUUCCAUGUUAUAUUAUGUGUGUGUACCAUGUAAUAACCCCUUGACAUGUGGAGUUGCCCUGACUGAAGCUGUAUGAGUAUGUGUGAACAAUCUAAUUUUAUUACAUGAGCAAGGGGGAUUUUAUUUAUCAGGUGCUGUAGUUUAACUACUCUUUGCUCUUAUGCUGACAUGUUUUGACACAUGUGCAUAGUUGUGUGGUCUUGCACAAACACACAUCCAUGUCACAAGACAGAAAACAGAGGGCCCAAGGAGAAGCUUAGCUUACCAUAGUAUCUGAUGGUCACUGCAACAUCCUGACAGUGAGUGUGAACAUUGUUUUACAACACAGACACAUUGUCAUAAAGAGAACAGUUAAAGUGUGUCAGAUGUUGAUUAUUAUGUAAUUCACAAGUGAGUGCCCUAUUAUGAUAAUCUUCCUAUCAAGAAUGCCUUGAAAGGGUCCUCAUUUGCCCUGGUAAACUUUUUGCCACAAAUCAGUUAUACUUAGUGUAAGAUCACAUUGUCAUGGACAUUAUUACAUAUGGUUUAAUAUAUGUAGCCCUUACACGCUUACAGUGUCACAAACGUACUAUGUCUGAGAACCAAGUAUGCACUCUCUUUUUUUGAGUCAAUUAAACAAACCUUCCAAAACCCACAAUGCGUAGUCCUGAGGGUUUCUAUGGAUCUUUAUGUAGAAAUCCUCUAAAAUAUCUUAAGGGAACCCAAUACACCAGCAGUCAAGGUCACCCUUUUGGUUAGAUGAACAACAGACCAAGGCUAACUCUAAGGACUGUCCACCUUUGUUCUAUAGCCUUUGUUAUGGGUUGUAUUUCUUGUAGACUAAAUAUUAGAUUGGAUACUUCAUCUGUCAAUCCAUUUGGCUGUCAUCUCGUAGUUUUCAGUAGAUUAGUCAUGUUGUGAGCAGAAGACAGGACGAAAGUAGAAUACCGGUAGUUUUGCGUUGACAUUGAUACUUGAAAAGAUUUAACAGUUUUGGUUAAUUAAAAACAGUACAAAUAUAUGUAAAAAUACAGAUAAAACAAAUGGUCUUUUUCAUAAAUAAAAACGUGCAAAUG